Molecule: messenger RNA, 2865 nt
Organism: Lampris incognitus (smalleye Pacific opah)
Lineage: Eukaryota; Metazoa; Chordata; Actinopteri; Lampriformes; Lampridae
Gene: c7b
Product: complement component 7b
Exons: 18
Coding region: 1-2628 (875 amino acids)
Biological process (GO): immune response
Cellular component (GO): membrane attack complex
Molecular function (GO): protein binding
Source: RefSeq, a predicted model, not a curated record
AUGGGUGGUGUAAUGUGCGACAGCAACAAAAGCAAGGACACUGACCUCUGUAGUAAGUUGGAGGAGGCGGAGGUGGAGGAGGUGGAGGUUGGUGCCCACUUCCUGCAGGGUGGGGUGUCUGUCAUUUCCUCUGCUCUGCGCCAUCAGGUGACUCUGGCCCUGGCUGUGUCCUGUCUGCCGCUGCUGGCUGGCUUCAUCCGCCCGGGGAGCGGUGCACAGGCGGUGAGCUGCAGGUGGAGGCCUUAUGGAGGAUGGUCCGAAUGUGACGGCUGCACCAGACAAAAGGUGCGCUUGCGCCACGUGGAGGUGCAUGCCCAGUAUGGAGGCGCUCCGUGCUCAGGAGGAGCCUCGCAGACGCAGCCGUGUGUCCCGCAGAGAGGAUGCCCGCUGGAAACCGGCUGCGGGGGAAGGUUCCGCUGCACCUCAGGUCAGUGUAUCAGCCAGUCUCUGGUGUGUAACGGAGACCAGGACUGCGAGGACGGCCUGGAUGAGCGUGGCUGCAGCCAAGACAGCAGUCACUACGUAUGUGACACGGACAAAACGCCGCCAAACUCUGACGUCACAGGCAGGGGGUAUGACGUGCUAACCGGGCAGCUGAGGGCAGGGGUCAUUAACACGCUCAGCUUUGGGGGCCAGUGCAGGAAGGUGUUCAGCGGAGACCACAGGACUUAUUACAGACUGCCGCAAAGCGUCCUCAGAUACAACUUUGAGGUGCGGGUGGACAACCAGGACUCCGACGAAUCCUACGAGAGCUCCUGGUCCUACGUGCAGCACAUCCAGUCCGACUCUUUGAUUGGCCAAGAUCGCCGCACCUUCCACAAAGAACUGACUCAGAGCCAGACUCAAAAACUUCUGAUCCUGAAGAACCAGGUGGAGUUGGCCCAGUUUCAGAACUCUGCUCCUCAGUACCUCACGUUGUCUGAGGGCUUCUGGAAAGCGUUGUCCUCCCUCCCACUAACCUACGACUACCCAGCUUACCGCCGGGUCCUGCAGACGUACGGGACCCACUACAUGUCGGCUGGCUCCCUCGGAGGCCAGUACCAGGCCCUGUUAGAGGUGGACCAGCAGGCUCUCGACUCAACCAGUACAACAGACAUCGAGUACCAGCGGUGCUGGAGGAAAGUUAAACGCCGCUGGUUCCGGAAGAAGGUCACGACCACGUGUGAAAAGCUGACCAAAGCCUUCGCGUCCCGCCACGGGAAGAGCAACACCAAAAUCACACCGAAGACCAGGGUCGUCGGCGGGGACUUGGCGUUUAUAGCGGCCCUAAAUGUGUUGGACGUCGACAAUCCCGAAGCCAACGGCGCCAACUACGACGCAUGGGCCUCUUCUGUCAAAGACUUCCCUGACGUCAUCAACCAGCAGCUCCGCCCUCUGUACGAGCUGGUGAAGGAGGUGCAGUGUGCCGGCCUGAGGAAGCUGCUCCUGAAAAGAGCUACAGAGGAGUACCUCGCAGAGGAGCAUCCGUGUCACUGUCGCCCCUGUGAAAACAACGGCCGGCCUCUCCUGUCUGGCACAGAGUGCACCUGCAUCUGCAGGCCCGGCACCUUCGGGGAGGCCUGCGAGAGGGGAGCAGUCAUCGGGGAGCAACCAGGUGUGACUGAUGGCGGCUGGACCUGCUGGUCAUCGUGGAGUUCCUGCUCUGGAGGUCAAAUGUCAAGGACGCGCAGCUGCACUAACCCCGCCCCCAGAAGAGGAGGCCUCCACUGUCCUGGGCUGGGCGUGGAGCGCAAGCCUUGUGAAGACCCAGACAUCCCAUACUUACAGAUGAUGGAGCCCCAGUGUUUCAGUCUUUCAGUAAGCCCGCCCAAGACAUGCGGAGCACCUCCAAAUCUCAGAAAUGGAUUUGUCCUGAACCCUAGAGAUGUUUACUCGGUGGGGAGUAGGAUUGAAUAUUCCUGUAUAAGUGGUUACUACCUCAAGGGAGAGGCCAUGGCCCAGUGUGCUGACAACCAGCUGUGGACGACAGCAGCAAUGACUUGUGAAAGUUCAACGUGUGGGCUUCCUUCACUUAACAGUGACGUCAUAGGCGCCCCAACCAAAGUGGCCUACGACAUCGGAGACAGGGUGUCCCUCUCGUGUCCUGUUGGCUCAGUGUUGGAGGGUGACCUGUCAGAGAUAAUAUGCAGUCCCAGUCUCCAAUGGUCUCCUUCUCCAGAGGGUGCAAGGUGUACAGAAGCUCUCAGCGCCCCCCCCCAGCCGGCUGCUCUGGCCUGUAAACCGUGGGAGGACCCGGGAAAGACUCAGUGUGUGUGUAAAACACCACACCAGUGCCCGCCUUCCUUGCAGCUGUGUGCGCGCCUUGGCCCCAGUAGGACGCGCCUACUGGGCCUGUGCCAAGUAGGAGCUCUGCAGUGUCUGGGGCGGCGCCUCACGUUGGCCAGCGACGGGGACUGUGACUGGCCAGCCAACACCGCCACUUGUGAAACCUGCUCACCGGGAGAAACGUGCCGAGCUGGGAAGUGUGUGUGCCUGCAGCCGAAGGACUGUUCUGCAGACUCCGCCCACCUGUGCGUCAUCCCAGAAGAUGAGGACGCCCCAGUGUCAAUGUCCGAAUGUGAGGUGGGGGCGAGGAGGUGCGGUGGGGAGCAGCUGACGGUCGUCGGCAUCGAGGCUUGCCCUCACUAGCUUACCGAGGUUGUCUGUAAUGCCCCGCCGCCUGCUGUAUAUAGUCCAGGCCGCCUACUGUAUAUAGUCCAGGCCGCCUGCUGUAUAUAGUCCAGGCAGCCUGCUGUAUAUAGUCCAGGCCGCCUGCUGUAUAUAGUCCAGGCCGCCUGCUGUAUAUAGUCCAGGCCGCCUGCUGUAUAUAGUCCAGGCCGCCUACUGUAUAUAGUCCAGGCGGCCUGCUGUAUAUAGUCCAGGCCG